Molecule: messenger RNA, 2491 nt
Organism: Amoebophrya sp. A25
Lineage: Eukaryota; Dinophyceae; Syndiniales; Amoebophryaceae
Source: the annotation of a GenBank genome assembly
CCCCAACGAAUUUUAGAUCUUAAAGAGGAGAGGACGUACAUCUGAAGAUUACUCAUUCGAGGAUCAACAUCGAUGUGCGCCGAUGCGGUUUUCCGCUUCCAGAAAAAUUAUGGUUUUUCUGAGAACUCGUACUAUUUUCUAUCUAAAUCUUUUUUUUUGUCCUCUAUCAUCUCAAUCCAACCUUUCUUUUGAAAAAACAGGGAAACGAGAACAACCUUAUUUAAGGUUCUAAACUCUGGGUUUUAAUCACAUCCACCAAAAUGGCUCGUGGUCCGAAGAGACAUAUGAAGCGCAUGGCUGCGCCCAGCCACUGGAUGCUGGAUAAGCUUACCGGUAUCUAUUCUAAAUUUCUAAUAUCUUCGUGAUUUGAAUCAGGAUUGAUAUCGUGUGUGGAUCAAGUCUGAUAGAUUUUUCUACUCGAUAUCUUAGGCUAGUUAAGUUUGAAAAAAUGUUGACCAAGGAACUCAAGAUGUUCCCAAACUAUUGUGUCAAGUUUCGCACAGUCGAGAAUUCCGAAAGACUCUCCCAAAUUUCCGAAAACAAACCAGGUGUGUGGGCCCCGAAGCCGAGCAGUGGCCCGCACAAGCAGCGUGAGUGCUUGCCGCUCAUCGUCUUGUUGCGUAACCGCCUGAAAUACGCUUUGAACUACCGUGAGGCCAAGAUGAUCCUCAUCCAGCGUCUCGUCCGCGUUGACGGAAAGAUCCGCACCGACCACACCUACCCGGGUACUGCUAAACCUUGCUGGGCUGUGAUAGAUUACAGCAGUCUUGUUUAGAAUUUGCCCUAUUCCCGAGAUUUCAUCCUCAUGUGUCAGAUUUAAGACUGCUGGAGUUGAUUGCGCUUACCUUUUCUACCCAAAUACGGACUCUCACAUUGCCAUCACCAAAACGAAAAAAAGCAUCUACUAUGAAAUAUUUGUAUAUGACCUUUCCAAAAACCCCAAAAAACAGCCGGCUUCAUGGAUGUCGUUGCUCUUGAAAAGACCAAGGAAAACUUCCGUUUGUUGUACGAUACCAAGGGACGCUUCGUUAUUCACAAGAUCACUCCGGAAGAGGCCAGCUACAAGUUGUGCCGCGUCAAGGCCGUCGAAAAGGGAACCAAGGGCGUCAACCACGUCGUCACCCAUGACGGCCGCACCGUCCGCUUCCCGGAUCCGGAUGUCAAGACCAACGAUUCUAUCCGCCUCGACAUCGCCUCCGGAAAGAUCCUCGAUCACUGCAAGUUCGAACACGGUACUUGAUAAUCUAAAUUCUUUCACGAUGCUGCGUGGUUCCCGCUUCUCGCACCCACAAAAGUGUAGUCGUUAACAUGAGAUCCAGAACAGGAUUUAGAUACUCAUUUGUCACGUUUCGGCUGCUGCUGACCUAAUUUUGUUUUUCCAUAAAUAAUUUAUUCAGGCAACGUGUGCAUGAUCACCGGUGGAAACUCGAUCGGUCGUGUCGGUGUCAUCACUCACCGUGAGAAGCAUCCGGGAUCCUUUGAAAUCGUCCACUUGAAGGACGCCCAGGAUCACCACUUCGCUACUCGUCUGCAGAACGUGAUGGUCAUCGGCAAGGAGAACAAGCCGUGGAUCUCGUUGCCGAAGGGCAACGGAGUCAAGCUCUCCAUCCUGGACGAUCGUCGCAAACGCAUGGAGAAGAACUAAGUAUCCUCUUCUGCUUCAAGAAUAUGGAGUCUUCGAUAGUUGUAUGCUAGAAGGAGACAAAAUAUGAAGUUGCGGCUGCAGGAAGAGUGCGGUGGGCGGUCUUUCUGUGGAGCUGGAAAUGGGACACAACAUGCGCAUUUGACGAAGGCAUUCGCUCGUAGUCUUUAUCUUCCAGUAGAGCGGACGAUGACAUCUAAACAAGAACGGCACUCACUCAGUAUUAGAAUCCUGAUCUUCCUGUCAGAGCCAUGUAGCACGAGGGCUCACAGUCGCACGGUUCGCCUGAUUUGAUUGGGCUUCUGCAAGUGCGACAAGGGCAGAAAUUUUAGUCUGCUGACGUUGACAGAAGAUCUGCUCAUAUUGCGAAGAAAACAAUGCCGAGGAGGAGUCGAAACUGCGCGUCUACUAACUCAAUUUUUUAAUGUUCGUUACCAUUGCUCCACUGUCUUCAUCGGGAAGCGGUCGGGUAUGUCUCACCCUUGUGGCCGCGCAGUUUUAGAGAGGCAGAAGCGGGCAAAAUUUCAGUGGUUGGUGGCGGUCUUCCUUGUUGUACAAAGAUGAUCAUGCUGGAAGUGAUGAGAUUCGGCGAAGGUGUGCGUUUUUCUAGAGAUGUCUUGGCAUACGGACAUUGUGGAAGAGAGUGAACCGAUACCCAAAGCGAAAAAAAUAGCUACGUGCGCCGUUCAAGCGCACCGGCACUCGACCGUUGUGUUCCACCUAUCCAUCAUUUUGACCGGGGCAUGUCAACGAGAUCAAAAAUCUAAAUAUGCAAUGAAAUUUUGAAAUUCCCACGGAUCCUAAAAUUUAGAAAUUUGACAGCCGGCAGUAGACGGUAUAGAUCAGGAU